UCAUACCAUAAACACAGCCCUCCCACCUUUUCCAAUUUCAAUCCCAACUCCAUCCAAUCCAACCAUUGUUAACUACUGGAGUACUAAUAAGAGUAAUAAACCAUGGGGUCAGAGACAUUUGUGGAAGUGAUCUUGGCAAUCCUGCUACCACCUGUUGGGGUCUUCCUCCGUUAUGGCUGCGGAGUAGAGUUCUGGAUAUGUCUGUUGCUGACAUUGUUGGGGUACAUUCCAGGGAUCAUAUAUGCAAUUUAUGUAUUAGUUGGUUAGUAUAGUUUCAUGCUACGGAGCCUGCAAAGCCGCUUUCAUGAUUAUUGUUCCGGCUGUUAAAAUUAGGCCUGCUUGUCGGUCAUACUUACUUCACCUAAACAAAGUUGGUGACCUGAUGACGGGAGGGACUGUUGUUCAGAUCUUUUACUCUGUUUUUAAUCUGAUUGAGUUGUGAGAGUUUGUUUUUACUCUCAAGGUUAUCA
Rhododendron vialii is the source of this 470-nucleotide messenger RNA. RefSeq names its product low temperature-induced protein lt101.2. The transcript has 2 exons. Bases 103 to 267 code for a protein of 54 amino acids. Gene Ontology annotation, cellular component: membrane. Lineage: Eukaryota; Viridiplantae; Streptophyta; Magnoliopsida; Ericales; Ericaceae. The record is from RefSeq and is a predicted model, not a curated record.